Molecule: messenger RNA, 1440 nt
Organism: Fibroporia radiculosa
Lineage: Eukaryota; Fungi; Basidiomycota; Agaricomycetes; Polyporales; Fibroporiaceae
Exons: 9
Coding region: 1-1440 (479 amino acids)
Biological process (GO): proteolysis
Molecular function (GO): peptidase activity
Source: RefSeq, a predicted model, not a curated record
AUGCCCGCACCGUCUCAAUUCAUCAGCUAUGUUGACACCCACGUAGACAGCUUCAUUCAAAGACUCGGGGAGGCAGUAGCCAUCCCCAGUAUCAGCGCGAGCGGUGUUCAUCGUAAGGAUGUCUUCAAGAUGGGCUCAUGGCUGCAGCACCAGCUGAACGCCCUCGGUGUUCAAACCAAGUCGAUCGACUUGGGCAGGCACGUUAUGGAUGGCCAGGAUUUACCCCUACCCCCAGUCAUCUUGGGGAAGAUCGGCAACGAUUCGAAGAAGAAGACGGUACUCAUUUAUGGACAUUACGACGUACAGCCUGCGGAGAAGAGCGAUGGCUGGGAUACGGAGCCUUUCACCUUGGUGGUAGAAAAGGAGACGGGCCGGCUUAUUGGACGCGGUUCCACAGAUGACAAGGGACCGAUCCUUGGGUGGCUGAAUGUUUUGGAGGCGCACCAAAAGUUAGGUCUUGAGCUCCCAGUCAAUUUGUGCUUUUGCUUCGAGGGGAUGGAAGAGAGCGGAAGUCAAGGCUUAGAUGAACUCAUCAUCUCCGAAGCUGCGAAGGGAAAUGAUGGCUGGUUUGUUGGCGUUGACUGCGUCUGCAUCUCCGACAACUACUGGCUCAACACGCGGACACCAUGUAUAACGUAUGGUCUGCGCGGCAUAGCGUACUUCAAGUUGACAGUAUCCGGACCUACUCGUGACCUACACUCUGGUGCAUUUGGUCGCACCGUUCAUGAACCUAUGACCGAUCUCAUACUGCUCAUGAGCAAGCUCGUAGCUCCGGAUGGAACAAUUUUGGUGCCCGGCGUGGAUGAUAUGGUCUCUGCUGCCAGUGCGGAGGAAAGAUCCAUCUACGACGCCUUGGACUAUGAUAUCAAGGACAUUGAAGAGGCCGCAGGCGCACGAAUUGCUCUCUCCUCGGACAAGGCGACUGUACUUAUGGGCCGUAUGCGUUCUCCCUCCCUCUCACUUCACAAUAUCGAGGGUGGUGCGAGCGCCAAGACGUGGGGUAUGCAAAGAGUCUUAUUUACUUCCACUGGUUUUCAUAGGCUUGUCCCUCCACAAACGCCUGAGAAGGUCGAGCCACUCGUCAUUUCAUACCUUCAAUCUGAGUUUGCAAAGCUCAACUCUAAGAACAAACUCAAUAUCGAGGACGCGCGUGGAGGACUCCCGUGGGUUUCUGACUAUAAACACUGGAACUACGAGGCUGCCAUAAAGGCGACGGAGGCUGUGUAUAAAGUUAAACCAGACUUAACCCGUGAAGGUGGUUCCAUCCCUGUUACCCUUACAUUCGCAGAAAGCUUGGGCGUGAAUGUUCUUCUGCUUCCGAUGGGCAGGGGAGAUGACGGUGCACACUCGACGAACGAGAAACUGGACAAGUCGAACUUUAUUGAAGGGACUAAGUUGUUGGGCACCUACUUGUACGAAGUUGACGCGAUCAGUGUCUGA